GUCGUCACACAUCUCUAAUUUAUUUUCACACGCCAUUUUACAAUAAAAUUUGUAACGAUCUGACGCUUUAAUCUUCUAAGACAGUUUGUGCUCAGCGAGUAAUAAGAACUCCUGCUAUUCUAUUGAUCAAAAAGAGUUUGUGUUCAUCGUUUAUUUGUCAUGGAUCGUGGCGGUUAUGGUGGUGGUGCCGGACAGGGAUAUAAUAAUUUCGCUGUCCCCCCACCAAACUACCAACAAAUGCCAAAUAAAACGGGUAACUACAACGAGCCACCUCCGAACUACAGCAAACAAGGCGGUGGUUAUGAUUCCGGUUCCGGUCAUCGUGGUUCUGGUGGCAGCGGUGGUGGCGGCGGCGGCGGCUCAUGGAACGACAGAGGAGGCAAUUCCUACGGAAAUGGAGGCGCCAGCAAGGACAGCUACAACAAAGGACCCAGUGGAUACUCUGGCGGCGGCGGUGGAGGAGGAGGCGGUGGCUCCAGUGGCGGCGACAUGAUCACCCAGGAGGACACAAUUUUUGUCUCUGGCAUGGAUCCAUCAACCACCGAGCAGGAUAUUGAAACACACUUCGGAGCUAUUGGAAUUAUCAAGAAAGACAAGCGUACGAUGAAGCCUAAGAUUUGGCUGUACAAGAACAAGGAGACCGGUGCAUCAAAGGGAGAAGCCACUGUCACUUAUGAUGACACCAAUGCUGCACAGUCCGCCAUCGAAUGGUUCGACGGACGGGAUUUUAACGGCAAUGCGAUCAAGGUGUCGCUGGCCCAGCGCCAGAAUAACUGGAACAAGGGCGGCGGUGGUCGCGGUGGAUUUGGUGGACGACGUGGUGGUGGCGGAGGCGGUGGUGGUGGCGGCGGAGGUGGUGGUGGUGGAGGCCGAUUUGAUCGAGGAGGCGGUGGUGGCGGUAAUGGAGGUGGCGGCGGACGCUUCGAUCGAGGAGGUGGUGGUGGAGGCGGCGGCGGAUCUGGCGGCGGCAAUGUGCAACCACGUGAUGGCGACUGGAAGUGCAACAGCUGUAAUAACACCAACUUCGCUUGGCGCAAUGAGUGCAAUCGUUGCAAGACACCCAAGGGAGAUGAUGAAGGCUCCAGCGGUGGUGGCGGCGGCGGCUACGGCGGUGGUGGCGGCGGAGGGUAUGACCGAGGAAAUGAUCGCGGAUCUGGCGGAGGUGGAUAUCAAAACAGAGAUCGCGGGGGCAACUCGCAAGGAGGUGGUGGCGGAUAUUCGCGAUUCAAUGACAAUGGUGGAGGUGGCGGUGGUGGACGUGGUGGUCGAGGAGGUGGUGGAAACCGUCGGGAUGGCGGUGGUCCCAUGAGGAACGAUGGAGGCAUGCGUUCCAGGCCAUACUAAGCGCAUGCCUUCCGAUGGCAUCUAUUUUUUCACAUUAACGUAUUAAUUGUAGCGAGUACUCUUUUAAAUGUACUUUUAAAUUUACCAGUCAGAGCUAAACUUAAAUACCAGCACACAUCUUCAUUUGAACCGAUUUCUAGGCAACACGGACACGGUUAUUGCUCGAUUUGACUGACUUAUAUAUAUAUGUAAUCUAAUUUAACAAUUGUAAUUGUAACAAGGUACAUACGAAUAAAAUAUAUAUAUAUAUAUAUAUAUAGCUCACAUAUAUAUGUAUAUAUGUAUAAA
Drosophila eugracilis is the source of this 1632-nucleotide messenger RNA. It is a transcript of the gene caz, whose product is annotated as RNA-binding protein cabeza. The transcript has 7 exons. The record is from RefSeq and is a predicted model, not a curated record. Lineage: Eukaryota; Metazoa; Arthropoda; Insecta; Diptera; Drosophilidae. Gene Ontology annotation, molecular function: transcription coregulator activity; RNA binding. Bases 160 to 1344 code for a protein of 394 amino acids. Gene Ontology annotation, cellular component: nucleus. Gene Ontology annotation, biological process: regulation of DNA-templated transcription.